AUGCCUGUAGCGACUCGGUCCUGCCAGGCCUUGGCGCUCCGGCUGAAGCUCCCGCAGGUCUUGCGCCUGCAGGGCGCUGAGCUGGGCCUCGUCUUGGCCCUACGCGGCGGCCUCGGCGGCGUAGGCGACGUCGGCGACGCCGCGGAUCUGCGGCCCAAGCGGCUGAAGGCCACCGGGGCGCAGCUGGGAGCCCUGCAGGCGCUGGGAGAGGCGAGGGCCAAGUUGGGGCAGCAGCUGCUGGCGAUCCUGGAAGAGGCACCGCAGAAUCUGCCUUUGGCGCCUCUGGCGAAUUUGUGGGCGCAGAACUUUGCGCCGCUGAGGCUGAGCCUUUUGGCCCAUGGAAGGAAUCGCAAGGAGUGGCUGGACGCGCAGGAGUCGGCCUACUUCGCCCACUUCGGCUCCUCACUGAUCUCCCCGCGGCCGCUGCUACUCCGAGCCCUGCAGUUGCAACACCUCGAGGAUCUCUUCAAGCUACGCGCGCGAUACCUGCAGGAGCCAGUAUUUCACCCAGAGCUGGGAUGCUACCUGCGGCCAUCUUGUCAGCAAUUCUACGACCAAGUCCUUGCCCCAGUCACGGUUGGGGUCUUCGCGGAUCUCUACCCACCUCACCGCGCGGAGGUCUAUGUGAGCCACUGCUUGUGCCAGGCCUAUGAGGAUCUCCACCUCGCCUUGACGCGGCACGGCGCGAGCCGUUGCGACCGCGACGUGGCGUACUGGCUGCGCCUCUUCGCGGCGGAUGGCGACGCGGACGCGGUGGGCGCGGUGGGCGCGGUGCCGCGGUUUCUGGUGGCUUGGGAUCCCGGAGGCAUGUGGCCCACCCGCGCCCACUGCCUCUCUGAGCUGUCGGCCCACGACUUCCGGAAGCCCACUGAGGUGGUGUCCACAGAGGGCCCUUUGGGCGGCGUGUUGGCUGGGGCCUCGCGCGCUGCCGCGUGGCGCCUGUGGGCCGCCGCGGGUGGAAAGGCGGCAGGGCCCGCAGGUGCCCUGAGGCGCUUGGCCGGGCGGUUGCUGGUGCUGGGCGACACCCAAGGGCCGCGGCUUGUGAAGGAGGCCUCGCCUUCGUGCGCCCUGCUGGGCGACUCCUCGGAGCUCCAAUUCCGGUCCCGUUGCGAAGUGCUGCGCGAGUGCUUUAUGCCCGGCGUGCUGGUGAUCCAAGCAAGGCCAGGCCAUGGCAGGAACCUCUUGGCGCGGCAGCUCCUGAGCUUCGCAGAGGUCCCUGUGCCAAUCAACUGCGCAGUGCUGGCGCAGCGCAUGGCGGACCAGGCGCUGAGCUCCAAAGACGACUUGCUGGGCGCUUGGCUCACCGAGAUGGGCGAGACCUUGCCCCCGCAGGCCCAGGUGGUGGUCUUCUUGGACUCGCUGGAGCGCGCGGGGCAGCAGGUGCCGCAGAUCUGCGCCUGGGCCCGGCGCUUCGGAUCGGCGGAGCCGGCGGAUCCGGCGGAGGGCGGUCGCGGCCUGGUGGUGACGCUGCGGGAAGAGGAGCGCGCGGGCGAGCAUGAGGACGACCAUCUUCUGAGCUCAGAUUUCACGGACCUGUCCUGGUCCAAACGAGCUUGGGAGGAGCUCAGCAAGUGCAGCAAGGUACAAAAGUGCCGGAUCACGUCCAGUGGAGCUCGCCUUCUCUUGGACACUUCCAGCAUUGCCCCUGCCGAGCACCUGGCUCUGGGGCGGCCGCUCACAGCAACACUGGCUGCUGGACAGGUCUGCCAGGCAGAUUGCGAAGCCAUGCGCAAGGCCUUUGAGGACCUCAAAAACGCAGCGGAGCUGCAGGGCUUGGCCUUGGAGAUGUGCUACGCAGACCUGCACGUAGUGCCGAAGGGCCGGGUGAGGGGCCCUCACGCCGUUCUGCACCCCUUGGGCGAGUGGCGCCGCUUCAGCCACAGCUCGAUGCGCAGCUUCCUGGCGGCCCAGGAGCUGCUCCGGAGGAGGGACCUGCCCCCACAGGUGCUCAGCCGCCAGUGGCCACAGGUCAGGCGCUUCCUAGAGCGAGCCCUGGAGGACGGCCGCGGAGUGGUUGGAAGGCUUCACUUGAGGCAGGGUAAGAGCGAGAGGUGUGGCAACCCAUGGGAUAUCGGGCUAGGUGCCUUCCUACAGGCGUCCAGCCCAUUGGCCGAGCUCUUAGCGCUGGGCGGCCGCGCGCUGCGCCUCGAGCACCUCGACGGCUCUCGCGCGGAGCUGGAGGCGUCGCUGCGGAAGGCGCGCGCGGCGCUGCGCCUGGAGGCGCUGGAGGCGGCGGCCUUGGACGCUGGCGCGGUGCUCACCUGCCUGCAGCAGACGAAAAGCGAUGGCCGCCUGGGGCCAAGGCGGUGGGCCUUGGCCGCCAGCUUCCUGAAGCGCAGGUCCAAGGGUGGUGUCUCGUUGCUGCAGCUGGCGGAGCUUAUGGCAGUGGCAGCGGCGGCGGAACUGCCCCGAGACUUUGUGGCUGACCUCAUAUCCGACGCCUUCAGCUCCGCCCCACCCGUCACUUCGGCCUGGCUGAAAACCGCCGCGGCGCUGACUGAGAGCCCCGCGAUCGCCGCGCUGGCAAAAAGCUUCCAGGCCCCUCGUUUUGCGCAGCUGCAGAGAUGUCUGGCGGAGGGUGCGGCGGAAGGCUUGCCUCAGCGCUUCCUUGAGGAGGUGGAGGUCGCCUCCGCACGCCGGCGCUUAGCGGCAGGGCGCUACCACUCGGUGGUCCUGGCAGACGAUGGCGCCGUGGCCUUCGGCCUCAACGGCGCCGGGGAGUCGCUGCUGCCCAAACUGCCGGAAGGUGUCAGGUAUGUGGCAGUGGCGGCCGGGGUGCAGCAUACCGUGCUGCUGCGCAGCGAUGGCACUGUGGCAUGCUGCGGCCUGAACCUCGACGGCCAAGCUUCGGCGCCCCAGACGUUUCCACCGGGGCGGCGAGUCGCGGCGGUGGCCGCUGGGGGCUUCCACUCGAUUCUGAUGGACGACACUGGCUGCUGCUGCGGUUUUGGUUGCAACAGCUAUGGCCAAGCCGAGCUCUCGCCAGUUCCUUGCAUCUCCGUGGCCGCCGGGCUCUUCCAUACGGUUCGUGUUCUCCACGACGGUACGGCGCAGUGCGUGGGCUUGAACUCCCACGGCCAGUGCGAAGCGCCGACGCUUUGGGGGGAUCAACGAUACGUGCUGGCAGCUGCCGGCGGGAGGCACUCCGUGCUGCUGCGCCAGGAUGGCCAGGCUCUCGCCUUUGGCUGCAACGCCCAUGGCCAAUGUGACGUGCCUCCGCUGCCGGCUGCCUUGCGCUACCUGGACGUCGCCUGCGGUGAGUGCCACACCGUGCUGCUGCGCUCGGACGGGGUGGCCCUGGCGCUGGGCCAGAGCUCACCGCCAAAGGGGCGCUUCGCACCUUGGAUUCGCCGCGUGGGCGUGUAG
Effrenium voratum is the source of this 3366-nucleotide messenger RNA. The record is from the annotation of a GenBank genome assembly. NCBI's taxonomy places the organism in Eukaryota, Dinophyceae, Suessiales, Symbiodiniaceae.